Messenger RNA from Ziziphus jujuba (common jujube), 908 nucleotides. RefSeq names its product ethylene-responsive transcription factor WIN1. Gene Ontology annotation, biological process: regulation of DNA-templated transcription. Gene Ontology annotation, molecular function: DNA binding; DNA-binding transcription factor activity. The coding region runs from base 137 to 733 and encodes 198 amino acids. The record is from RefSeq and is a predicted model, not a curated record. The transcript has 2 exons. Lineage: Eukaryota; Viridiplantae; Streptophyta; Magnoliopsida; Rosales; Rhamnaceae.
UGCAGUUCGCCGACAGUAAUGUGUUCACUUCGCUGCCAUUUUUUCCUCUUUGUCUUCCUAAUUAGAUCUCACUCUCUCUCCUCUGCUCAUCUUGUACUUUUCUCCGCUAUACUCUCUGUUUCUCUCGCCCCACAAAAUGGUGCAGUCAAAGAAGUUCAGAGGUGUCAGGCAGCGUCACUGGGGCUCUUGGGUUUCCGAAAUUCGACACCCUUUACUGAAAAGAAGGGUGUGGCUUGGAACCUUUGAGACGGCUGAGGAAGCUGCAAGAGCCUAUGACCAGGCCGCCAUUUUGAUGAGCGGCCGGAAUGCCAAAACCAAUUUCCCCGCCUCUCAGACUCCCGCCACCGCCGGCGGAGAAGAUUGCCCAUCAUCGCUGAAGGUUUCGUCGGAAAUCCUACAUGCAAAACUGAGGAAGUACAGCACAGCACCGUCCCCGUCCAUGACCUGCUUGAGGCUGGACACUGAGAACUGCAGUAUUGGAGUGUGGCAGAAGCGAGCCGGUAAACGACCUAUGGAUUCCAACUGGGUCAUGACUGUGGAGCUCGGGGAGAAGAUUAAGAAGAUUAAUGAUGAUGCUGAUCACAUUAGUUUUUCGCCGUCGUCUUCUGAGUCUCCGGCAUUGGCAGUGUCGUCUUCAUCUUCAUCAUCGUCUGAACUGAAGAUGGGGUCAGCGACAGAUGAGGAAGAGAGAAUUGCAUUGCAAAUGAUAGAGGAACUCCUCAGCACGAAUUGAUUAUUGUCAUAUAUAUAUAUAUAUAUAUACAUAGAAUCUAACCCAUCAUUAUUUGAAGAAAGCCAAAGAUGGGUAAGAAAAGCUCUUAAACCUCUCUCUAUAUAGUUUCUUGAUCACAUCGUUACAUUCAUGGUUAUAGUUAUAUAUUUUAUAUAAUUUUAUUUUAUUGGACGUA